Centruroides sculpturatus (bark scorpion) is the source of this 1417-nucleotide messenger RNA. RefSeq names its product AP-5 complex subunit mu-1-like. Gene Ontology annotation, cellular component: cytosol; late endosome; lysosome. Gene Ontology annotation, biological process: endosomal transport. The record is from RefSeq and is a predicted model, not a curated record. NCBI's taxonomy places the organism in Eukaryota, Metazoa, Arthropoda, Arachnida, Scorpiones, Buthidae. The transcript is spliced from 11 exons. Bases 203 to 1402 code for a protein of 399 amino acids.
GCAAUAGUAAAAAUAGUCGAUAGGCAAUGUUAAAUCCGUAUAAAAUUUUUCUCCAUUUUUAAAAAGUCACGUGUUAUCAUAUGAUUCUCAAACAAAACGCACGUGAGUUAUUUUAAAAUGGCUGAUGUUUUGACUGGAAGCUAUUAGAUGUUAACGAACUGAUGUUACUAUAUCGUUUAUAUUAUGCAAGAAUGCAAUCAAUAUGAGUUUAAGAGCUAUUUGGAUAGUUUCGCUCUGCCAAGAUUUCGGAAAAGUUUAUUAUUUUAGAGUUUUUCAAACAGUUGAAAGGAGAGCACAAAAAAUACAUAAGGAUUUAUUUACAAAGAUUCCUAAUUGUGAUGAAUUUAGUAAAAGUUUGUUGAUUAAACUUGGAUUGAACUCAUCAAAAGAGUUUAUAGAAUGGAGAGAUUCUGCAUCUUCUCAAAUGCAACUACCUGUUCUCAGUUUAAAAAUAAAUGAUGGUGAAUUAUGGCCAGUUCUUGUAAUUGAACAGUUUGGUUAUCUUUUUUGUUGUUUACCUUUGGUAGAAGAAAAAUAUGAGAAUGAUCAUAAAAUUUCACUUUUUCAAAUUCAGUCUGUAAGUGUUGGAUUUUCAGUUCUGCUUGGCAUUAUAAGUUUUGUAGGACCAAUUAUCUCAAAUGAAAUAUCAAAUAAGUUUAUUGAACUAGAUAAUUAUUUAUCUCUCAGUAUGCCUUUUGGUCUAACAUCUGAUACAGAGCCAUCAACAGUUAAAAGCAUUUUACAUUUACCAGAAAAUGAUUUAGGAACAUCAAAGACAACAUUGAAGCAACCAGCUUGGAAGCCUAUGAAUUACAAAGGAAAACCAUCUGUAUUCAUUCAUCUUACAGAAUUUGUAAGAUGUAUACAGUGUGAUAAGCCAGGAGUACAAACACUAUUAAAUAUUUAUGGUAAUAUAACAAUGAAAGUAGAAAUGGAGGGUACUCAAGUUGAUAUGUCUUUGACUUUAUCUAAUCAGUCUUCAGAAAAUUUGUGUGUGGAUUCUUUAGUUCUUCAUCCUUGUGCUCAGUUAUCUACUUCUUUAAUGAUAGGAAGAGAAAAAGCUGGAAAUUCUCCAUCAAUAAAAAAGUUUCGCAUUAGUCCACCAUUACAUAAAUUUAUAUUAUGUUAUUAUACCACUUCUAAUAAUAAAGAAGUUCCUAUUUUAGGAGUCUUUAAAUUGAAAGGAGGAAAAACUGUAGAUAUAUUAUUGCAAUUAAAAUUGAAUGAAUCAUUAAAAACAAUAAAGAAUCAGUUUGAUUUCUGUGAAGCAAGGAUUCCUUUUUUAAACAGAGAGUCCAUUAAAAAUGCAGAUUUUAAUGCAAAUUGUGGACAAGUUCAAAUUUCAGAAGAUAGACACACCAUUAUUUGGAGUAUUGGUAAGAGUGUAUUAUUAUUUACAUAAAAUACAAAUUAAAUG